Molecule: messenger RNA, 1652 nt
Organism: Nymphalis io (European peacock)
Lineage: Eukaryota; Metazoa; Arthropoda; Insecta; Lepidoptera; Nymphalidae
Product: zinc finger protein 782-like
Exons: 2
Coding region: 154-1632 (492 amino acids)
Biological process (GO): regulation of transcription by RNA polymerase II
Cellular component (GO): nucleus
Molecular function (GO): zinc ion binding; DNA-binding transcription factor activity, RNA polymerase II-specific; RNA polymerase II transcription regulatory region sequence-specific DNA binding
Source: RefSeq, a predicted model, not a curated record
UGUUGUAAAACUUGGAAAGUUGUUCCUUUACCAGAGUUUAGUGACAAAAAUGAUUUUAACUCGUACUAUAGCAAUUUACUAAUAAGUUAUUUAAUAUACAAUUCGUGUUACAUUGGAUUUAUAAUAAAUACUUAAUCUUAAUCACUGACCAGUAUGGCAGGUCUCAAUCGUGUCUUACAAAGCAUAAUCACAAGAAAAAAUGAAUUUUGUUGCUUAUGCUUAAAAGUAAUCAAGGAAAACCCUGUUAAUAUACAAGAUGAAGUUAUUUUAAAAGAAGAUGACAAAGACUGCGCUAUUAAGAUAUUUGAUGUUUUAUCUUUCGUACUCGGUUCCGAUACAUACAACAAUAUAUCUGCUGUCGAAUUUUUAUGUAAGCAGUGUACUCAUUCAGCGGUUACAUGCUAUAAAUUCAUUACAAUGUGUAAAGAGAAUUUUGAAGUACUUAGUAAGGCACUGUGUAGCCUAAAUUCUUGUAUCGAUAAUAUUGCCGAUAAUAGUUAUAAAUGCAAUGCAUUGUAUGUGACAUUAGAUCCAAAUAAUUUUUCUACUCAACAAUACUAUGAUUAUAAACAUUCAGGUUCACCAACUACAAAUGCAUUUAAAAGAUUCCAAUCGAUUAUCGAUAAUCACUCUGGUUUCAAUAUAAACACUGAAAUUCCAAUCAAAAAAGAAAAUAUUACAAUGUCUGAACAAACUCAUAAAAGAAAAAGAAGAGAUUACUUCUCUGUUCCUAUUAAAACAAGGGAAAUGCUUUAUGACAAAAAUGAUCGAACAAAUUUAAAGUGUAAAGUUUGCUUCAGGACAUAUCCUUCUUUGUCAAAUUUAAGAAAUCAUUUCAUUAGAGUUCACGCUCCAAAAGACUAUAAAUGCUCAAUUUGUAAUAAAAAAUUUGGUUCCCUAGCUCUUGUAGAAAGUCAUAAGAGUGAAAGUCAUUGCACUCUUAUUUGCAUAGAGUGUGGGAAAACAUUCCAUAACCGUCACACACUUAAAAUGCAUGAAAUUAGCCAUCAUUUGAAACUCGUCUGUCAAGAUUGUGGACGAAUUUAUAAAAGCCAAACGACAUUCAAAAAACAUAUAGACUUGAAUGUCUGUGGUCAAAAUACUAGAGCCUCUCAGGCUGAUGCUAAGUUCACUUGUGACUAUUGUAACAAAAAAUAUACUCAAAAAGUAUCCUUACGAGUUCACAUACAACAUGAACAUGGCAAUUAUAAGGGACAUGAAUGUAAAUGGUGUAAAAAGAAAUUUUGGGCUAUAAGCAGAUUGAAUGCACACAUAGUCAAACACACACAAGAAAAGAAUUUUCAAUGUACUACAUGUGGAGGUAAAUUUGUAUCUAAGGAAUCAUUAUUGUAUCACACACGCACACACACAGGUGAGAAACCUUACCAAUGCCGCUUUUGUGAUAGUAAAUUCUUGUCUGCGUCAAGAAGAGCAGAUCACAUCAAACGUCACCAUUCUGAUGUAACAUAUAAAUGUGAUGUUUGUAAUAUAAAAUAUACAACGCAGGUAUGUUUAGAGAAACAUAAAAAAACACACGAAAAGUCAAAUCACCGCUUACAAUUAUCAGAAGAGGAAAAAAUUUUCUUGGAGAUGUCCGAUGAAGAAUACAAUUUAACUCAACAUAUUAGUUAACCAAUAUUUAAUAAUUUACA